AUGAAGAUCCCUAAAUUUCUAGUUUUCUCCUUCUUUAUCUUUGCCUUCACAGCAAUAUCAUUUGAAAGGGCCAUUGAUGCUCAACCUCCUAAAGACGCAGUGAUCGAUUCAAAUGAUAACGAGGUUCUCAUCGGUUUUGACUAUUACAUUGCGGUCACUAGUCCAUUCGAUGGGAUGUCUAUAGCCAAUGAAGCCAGCUGCCCACCUCCUGUUGUGCGUAGGAACAACCUCUCUUUGCUUCCUAUUAAAAUUUCAUCAGUGGUGGACUCCAAUGACAAUGUUGUUCGGGAAGACACUAACAUAAACUUGGAGUUCAAUAUCGAGCUCAAUAGCACCACUUGUAACGUGCCACCCAUUUGGAAAGUUGAAUUUAAUGCAUCAAUGCUACAAUGGCUAGUGACCAUCGGUGGAGAUCGAAGUCACAAUCGGUUUCAGAUUGCCAGGUCAUGCCCAUAUAGAAAAUAUUUCUAUCAGCUUCGUUACUGCCCAAGUCUUAGGUCCAUCCAAUUCCCAUGCGUUACAGUUUGCUCUUUUUUCAAGGAUGGAUUAAACUACCUGGCUCUAAAUGGUGAUCCAAUACCAAUUGUGUUGGGGCAGCUUGCGUCUGUAUCUUCAACAUGA
Messenger RNA from Dovyalis caffra, 621 nucleotides. The record is from the annotation of a GenBank genome assembly. NCBI's taxonomy places the organism in Eukaryota, Viridiplantae, Streptophyta, Magnoliopsida, Malpighiales, Salicaceae.